AUGGAAACCUUGGAACCACUCAUAGAAUCGCCUGCGCGGCUAGGCCUCCUAGUUUUGCUCUUUGCGACGCUCCUUUAUAAUGUCUACGAGACCGUAUACCGUAGAUAUCCAUGCCCGCUUCCGCCGUCUCCUCCGGCCGAGCCGGUGAUCGGACACUUUAGGAGCUUGCCGAUGGAAAAUGCUCACUUUAAGCAUAUGGAGUAUGCUAAGCAGUACAAUACGGAUGUCGUUUACUUCAACGUACUGGGCAACCACAUGAUUGUCCUCAAUACCCAGCAGGCCACAAAUGAACUUCUUGAUAAACGAGGAGCGAACUAUCAAGAUCGUCCUAGAUUCGUUCUAUUUGAUAUUAUGGGAUGGGGUCUUACCUUGACUUUUCUACCCUAUGGCGCUAGGUUCCGCUUACACCGUUCGGUUUUACAAACCGGGUUCACCAAGACAGCGAUCGCAGCCUACAGGCCAAUUCAGGAAGACGAAGCUCGGCAAGCAGUCUACAGAAUCCUCAAAUGCCCAGAAAAUUGGGACUUUUCGGUGCGGCGUUUUGCCUCUGCGAUUGUUUUGAGGAUUGGGUUUGGUGUCACUGUGAAAUCAGAUGACGAUCCAUACAUCAAGAUCGCGAAAGAUGCCAACAUGGCUACUGGAGGUGGGGGGAACCCGGGGACCGCGCUUGUUGACUAUUUUCCGCUAUUCCGAUACGUUCCGGAGUUUCUGAAUUUUUCAAGGAGUCUACAACAUGCUCGAAAGUGGGGAUGGGCGAUCAAGAAUCUCCACGAUAUACCAUUCGCAGCGGUUAAGAAAGAGUUUGACGAGGGGACGGCCAACCCCUCAUUCGCCUACUCGCUUUUGACGAAACACAAAUAUAACAAGGACGAAGGAAUCCCCGAUCAACUCACACUUCAGGAUAUUCAAGGUGCCUCUGGCGCUGUUUUUAUCGCAGGUUCUAACACGACCUUCGCUACGACGACAGUUGCCAUCUUGAAUAUGAUGCUCAACCCUGAAGUGUUUGAGAAAGCAAGAGCUGAGAUUGAUAGGGUGGUCGGAACGGAUAGACUACCUACACUUGAUGAUCGGCCGAACUUGCGCUACAUCGACUACCUCGUCGAAGAGACCUCAAGAUGGAGACCGCUAUCACCUAUCGGGAUACCACACAAAUCUCUAGAUGAUGAUAUUUACAACGGGAUGUUCAUUCCCAAAGGGACACUGGUGUAUUACAAUACCUUCGCCAUGUCUAGAGACCCAAAAGUUUAUAAGAACCCUGAGAAAUUCAACCCUGAUAGGUAUACACCAAAGGAAAAUGGAGGGGACGGCGAACCUCUACUAAGUGGGCCUUUCGGUUUUGGCCGCAGAAAGGGUUUGUGUCGGGCGGCAUCUAGCACAAGCAUCUGUUUGGAUUAUGAUGGCGACCCUUAUAGCUACGACGGACAUAUCGAAGCCUAUUGGACCAGAUGGGAAACCAAUUGA
Molecule: messenger RNA, 1461 nt
Organism: Hypoxylon trugodes
Lineage: Eukaryota; Fungi; Ascomycota; Sordariomycetes; Xylariales; Hypoxylaceae
Product: cytochrome P450
Exons: 8
Coding region: 1-1461 (486 amino acids)
Molecular function (GO): oxidoreductase activity, acting on paired donors, with incorporation or reduction of molecular oxygen; monooxygenase activity; iron ion binding
Source: RefSeq, a predicted model, not a curated record